GGUGAACCUGGUUUACCUGGACGACCUGGGCCUCCUGGCGUUCCCGGCUUACCGGGUCCACCAGGCCCUCAAGGAAUAGAAGGAAAUGAAGGCCCUCAGGGCCCUAAAGGCCAGAAAGGAGAUGUUGGUCCCGUAGGUCCGGAUGGGCACUCAGGGCCUCGAGGACCUCCUGGUCUUCAAGGGCUCAUCGGUCCGCCAGGACCAAAGGGUGACCAAGGAAAUGUAGGACCAAGAGGACCGGAAGGACAACGAGGAGUUCCUGGACCAUCGGGCCCUGCUGGUGAUGCAGGAGCUCCCGGACCACCAGGGCUUCCAGGUAUCACAGGACCAGCAGGACCACCAGGUCCCCCUGGUCCUCCUGGACCUCCAGGACCAGCAAGUGGAACUGAAAUUGCAGACCUUCGAGCAAUAGAAAGUUUACAUGAGCUGCGUGGACCAAGGGGAUAUAAAGGCUCAACAGGACCUCCAGGAUUUCCUGGAGAACGUGGUCCUCCUGGAGAAAAAGGUCCUCCAGGCCCUCCAAGUAUGAGAGGAAUACCAGGUGCAGCAGGACCUCCCGGAGUAGCUGGAAAUCCCGGAAACAGAGGUCCUCCUGGUAUGCCAGGAUUACCAGGUCCACCGGGUCGAAGUUUUACAGAAGAAGAAAUGCGAGAAAUCUGUGCGUCUGUACUUCGAGACCAGAUGGAGGAUUUGGUGCGAGGACUCCAUGGCCCACCUGGGCUUCCUGGGAUAGGUCUGCCGGGGAAACAAGGUCCACAAGGAAAACCAGGAAUUCCAGGAGAUCCUGGCACUCCAGGAUUGCCAGGUGAAAGGGGAUUCAUGGGUAUGCCUGGAGUACCAGGCCCUCAUGGCCCACCAGGGAGCAAAGGUGAUAAAGGCGAUAAAGGUGAUAGGGGUCCCGAAGGUAUUGGAAUCGAAGGGCCGAUGGGAUUAAGAGGCCUUCCAGGUCCACCAGGACCUCCAGGAGUCGGAGUUCCGGGAAGACCAGGAGAUCGGGGCCCGCCUGGAAGGCAAGGUUCUAAUGGUGUCCGUGGAGCACCAGGUCCUCAAGGUCCACCAGGUUAUUGCGAACUAUGCAAUUACCCUAAUUCAGAUCUUGUCAACUAUUUACAACCACCUCAUGGUCAGGUGAAUAAGGGAAAUACAGAUAAUGACUGAUCUCCAAGUCUUUUUUUGCUAAGUCAAGCACUGCCAAUCAUCUCGACCUCCCUGAAAAUACAGACAAUGCAAAAUAUUAAAACCAGCUUUUUGUCUUACGAUAUUCCUAACAAUGUGGUCACGUGAAGGGCUCAGAGAAUUUCUGAGUAAAUCCUAAUUCAUCUGCGACUGUUCAUUUCAUCGACAUAUUCUCCUGUAAAGACAGAACUGAAUUGUUCGAAAACAUUAAGCUGGAACUCAUUCUCUGGAAGCUAAAUAUCUUUUGAUGAACGUAUUUUGAAUUCCAAACUAUGAAAAUAGCAAUUUCGCGAAGUAUUUUAUACCCAUAUUUAAAAUAAUACUGAAUGUAUUUCCCAAAUGGCAAAAAACAAGUUCUACUGACAGUUUCAUACGUUGAAUUUCGUGUGCAUGUAUUUUACAGAUUUAAAAAUAUGAAAGCUAUUGUUAAUAGUUGAGGAAUUUGUUAAUGCUUCCUUUUUAAUGAAUUAAUUGGUGAUUGAAAUGCAUUUAUUGUAGCAUACGGGGUAUAUGAAAAUUUUUAGGAGUAUUUUAAGCCUUAUCUUGUAACCAUGAUAUUUCCUUGAGUGAAAGUAAGAACAUAAAUGAAAUUAAAUUGGCUACUUAAUAAAUUUUUCAAAAUAAUCGUAGUGUAAACAUCAAGAAAUGCUUAAAACUAAUUUUUUUAUGAAUAGCAAUAUGUACGUUUUCAUUAAAUUUUAAAUUAUAUUUAACGUCUUAUUGCUUAAAAUAAUGCUUUUUAGAAUAAGUUCAACUUAAUGUCUUUGAUAUGUUCUUAGCGUUCUAAAGAAGACAACUUGCUGCAUUUGUUGAUUUUGGAAAGUCCAUUAUGGUGUUCAGUCAGUAGAACUUCGCUUACAUCAGACAACUAUUGAUCUCUAAUGAGUAGACACAUGGGAAUUUUUGUAUGCCAUUUAAUCCUUUUACUGAGAUAAUGAAAAUAUAUUUUUUACUUCUUAUCUUACCUCUUUUUAUUAAAUUCUGGAAAACCUAGUCGGAACACUUUCCAGAAGAACGAAUACAGUGAUUUACAUCACCGGUGAGGAUAUACAAAUUCCUUUUAUUGUGAUUAUGUCCAGUAUUUUUUACGUCACUAAAUUCUAACCUUGCUACACUGCUUGAUGAAUUGUGAUAUGUAUGCCAUAACGUGCCUUUGUCUCAUUUUGUUUAAGCUUCAACACUGCCAACAUGUUUAAAAUAAUCAACUGCAUUAACUGUUAUAAGUUAUGACAUUAAUCCAUUUUUGUACGUGCUUUCUGCAUAGUCUUUACUGUUUUCAAAUAGCCACAUUUUCAAUAUAAAGGCGAAAUUUAAAGGCAUUUUGUUAAAAGCUGGAGACAUAGCACUAUAUUUUAGCGUUAAAUUUGUUUCUUUCUAACGUUUUUUGAUAUGCUGUUGAAAUGCUUAAACUGGGAACUAACUUUCACUCGUAACUAAACGUUGAUGAAAGUACUUUCACUCUUUCGGGGAGAUUUCUUCUUGCAUCUUGUAGUUUUUAAAAACGACAACUCAAGUUUAGCUCAACUUAUGAAAGGGUUAUUCUAAUUUUUCAUUUGUGUACAUCUGAAACUGCAUUGUUUCAAUUUCUUCAUCAUGAUUUUUCAAGUAUUUUCAGAGUGAAAUUUUUUAUCACUUCUGAAAUUUUGUAUGUAAAAAUGAAAAUUGUGAAAACACACUAGACACACUGUAAGAUAAAUUUAACAUGUGAUUUGAUAUAAAGUUUGUUUUUGUACUUUUACUUGGCUUUUGUUACUGAAAGAUUGCGUUGUGCAUGCACAAUUGUUAUAAAAUAAUGUAACAUUAAAAGAAUUUAAAAUUCA
Stegodyphus dumicola is the source of this 2996-nucleotide messenger RNA. RefSeq lists its product as uncharacterized. Lineage: Eukaryota; Metazoa; Arthropoda; Arachnida; Araneae; Eresidae. The record is from RefSeq and is a predicted model, not a curated record. Gene Ontology annotation, biological process: extracellular matrix organization. Gene Ontology annotation, molecular function: extracellular matrix structural constituent conferring tensile strength.